Molecule: messenger RNA, 3824 nt
Organism: Cydia strobilella
Lineage: Eukaryota; Metazoa; Arthropoda; Insecta; Lepidoptera; Tortricidae
Gene: RecQ5
Product: ATP-dependent DNA helicase Q5-like
Exons: 12
Coding region: 36-3611 (1191 amino acids)
Biological process (GO): double-strand break repair via homologous recombination
Cellular component (GO): cytoplasm; nucleus; chromosome
Molecular function (GO): four-way junction helicase activity; ATP binding; 3'-5' DNA helicase activity
Source: RefSeq, a predicted model, not a curated record
UGUUACGACUGUGCGACAAAAAGAAAGUCUUCGAUAUGGAUAAUAUAACACAGAAACUGUCGCAGUAUUUUGGACACCGAAAGUUUAAAAGUGAACUUCAAGAACGUGCUGUAAGGGCGGUAGCUAGAGGGGUUCACGAUGUGUAUGUGUCCAUGCCCACGGGCUCGGGCAAGUCCCUGUGCUUCCAGCUGCCUGCCAUGCUGCAAGAUAACAAAGUGGCUAUUGUGUUCUCACCAUUGCUGGCCCUGAUCAAGGACCAGAUAGACCACCUCACCAAGAUCAAAAUCACUGCAGAAUCAAUUAACUCUAAAAUGACUGGAAAAGACAGAGAAAGAGUGCUAAAUGAUUUGAGAAGUAUGAAGCCCAACACAAGAUUUCUUUACAUAACGCCUGAACAGGCUGCAACAGAGACUUUUAAAUCAUUGAUGGAGCAUCUCAUUAAGUAUAAGAAGAUCUCAUACGUAGUUGUUGAUGAAGCUCAUUGUGUCAGUCAAUGGGGUCAUGACUUUCGACCAGAUUAUUUAAAGUUAGGUGACCUGAGAGAGAAAUAUAAAUCUGUUACAUGGGUCGCUCUAACUGCAACAGCGAGUUCGGAAGUCACCAAAGACAUAAUGGAAAAUCUCAAGCUUCUGACCCCGGUAGCUCAGUUCAAGACACCUAGUUUUAGGAAGAAUUUGUUUUAUGAUGUUGUUUAUCAAAAUUGUAUAGACGAUGAAAUUGGACAUUUAACGGAAUUUUUAAAGAAGAGUUUAAAGGAGGAUGAAAAUGUUAAGCCAAAAGACAAAAAUGCGGUUAUUGUUUACUGUAGAACUCGCGAUCAAACUGAGGAAAUAUCAAAUAUGCUGAACAAAAGAGGUCUACCAUCAUUGGCAUAUCAUGGAGGUAUGAAAUCCGCGGAGCGCGUGUCUGUGCAGGAGCGCUGGUCGCGCGGCGAGGUGCCGUGCGUGUGCGCCACCGUCUCCUUCGGCAUGGGCGUGGAUAAGGCGACAGUGAGAGCUGUGGCGCACUGGGGGUUGGCUCAAAACGUCGCGGCCUAUUACCAGGAAUCAGGUCGCGCCGGGCGCGACGGCAAGCCGGCGUUCUGCCGCGUGUACUACUGCCGCUCGGAGCGCAACGCCGUGGACUUCCUGCUUAAAACGGAGCUGGGACGCGCCAAGACGCCCGAGCAAAAGCAACGCUGCAAGAACGCCUACAAGAGCUUCGAGAUCAUGGUCAAAUACUGUGAACAAAUCAGAUGUCGACACAAAACGUUCGCGGAUUUCUUCGGCGAGGAGGCGCCGAAAUGCGUGGACCGCUGCGACGUUUGCGCCGACGAGAGGGCGGUCCGGCGAGCGCUAGACCAACAUCAGCGGAGGGCCAUGUCGGCGCGCCUCCAGGGGGGGCUGGUGUCUAAUGUGGACCCCGCGCAGCUGUAUGGAGAGGGCCGGUACGGGCAGAAGAGGGAGACGGAUGCUUACGGCGCCGACGACAGCGGCUCGGACAGCUCUGAGAGCCGCCGUCGCGUCGCGCAGGAGACGCGCUCGCUCAUACUCGAAGAGUUUGCCAAGAGAAAGAAGAGUACGGAAAAAGAUAGAAGGAAGGACAAAGAUGGCGACGAGCAGGCUGCUAAAUACUCAAAGUGCAGGGCCGCGGAAAGUACGGGAACAAAGGUAAACGGGCUAACAGUGGCAACCCGCGAGAGCUACCUGUCCCUCGUGAAAGACGCGUUAAACAACAACAUGGCGGUUAUGAAAGGGAUGGAGGAACCGGUGCACCCUCUCACUCGCACCGACGUCGAGCAGUGCGCCGCAGACUUGGAGUAUGAAGCAUUCUGCGCCAGCACCGUCAUCAGCCUUUACCGCCGCGCUGUCCUCAAAACGAUAUCUUCUAUAAAAUCUCACGAUGACAGUCUCUAUCCGGCGCUCAAGAGCUACGAACCGAAGAAACGUAAUACUCUCAGAGAGUUUGUGAAGGAGUUUGAACAAUCGAAGCAGGGAAAAACAAACAUGGGCUUUAUCACAGCAGCCGAACUAGAAAUGGAAUCGAAAAAUGAAGAAAGAGUUCUCUCUAAAGCGGACAAAGAGGCACAAAGAAAAGCGAACUCUUUCAAAAGAGACCCAUUUCAGCAAACAAAGUUGCAGAGCUUCUUUAAAAAAGCCUCUCAUAUAUCUCCAGAGAAUACUCCCGAUGAAAGUGAGGACGACGCACUUUUCAUAGACGACAACAAGAGCCCGUGUGAAGACACACUCAAACUGGAAGACACUAACGAUGUUGCCUCUAAACACGCAAAAGAUAUUCACAACGACACCACCUUAAAGAUAGAAACUAACUCCGAACCUGAAGAUAAUACUGAAACAACUGAUGAUUCUAAAAAUGACUCUAAAGAAGAUUCUGAAACGAAGACUUUCGUGAUCAAUAUUACGUUGCAAGGUGUGCCUAAUAAGGAUAAGCAUAGCAGCAAAAGCAACAAAGAAUCGAAGCAUUCAAAGAGUGAUAACGACAAGAAAGAGUCUGAAAGACACAAGUCUGAUAGAAAACAUAAAGAGCAUAAACAUAACAAAUCUAAUGAAAAUAAAUCACCUAGUAAAUCACCUAACCACAAAAAAGAGUCUGAAAGACACAAGUCUGAUAGAAAACAUAAGGAGCAUAAACAUAACAAAUCUAAUGAAAAUAAAUCACCUAGUAAAUCACCGAAACAAGCUAAAAGAAAACUUAAAGAUUUGUUUGGAGAAUCGUCUGGAAGUGAUGAAGAAAAAUCAGAAGUUAAGAAAGUUAAAACUGAAGAUAAAAAACGAAAGGAUAGCAAAAAGCACGAAGACAAGAAACAUCACAAAAAGACUGACCAUUCCCAUGAACAGAAAUCCACAGAAACGGUUGCUCCAAAAGAACAAGUAAAACCGGAACCUAUAUCCAUCGCGGAAGACAAUAAUUCAGGGAGUGAGUCUGAAAAAGAGCUAGUUAUAGAUGAUCAAAUUGAAUCUAACAACGAGAACAAAACAGAAGAAGGUAUUGAAAAUACUUCAUCCGAGCAGUCUCAUAAUUUAUCAGCAGCCAGUUCUAAUCCAGUGGAAGUGAGCGAGGAAGACGCAAAGUUAGACAAAGCUCACCAGCUCAGCAAAGAAGCCGACAAAGUAUUACAAGCGCUGAAAAUGUUCUCAGAAAAUCCACCAGAACCAGUAGUUAUAGAAAAGCCUGUAGAAAAGGAGAAGCCAGCUAAAGAGCCGAUCUCUCCCACUAUAACAAAAACAUCACAUAAGCAUAAAAGUGAUCAUCACUCUAAAGAUAGAAGUAAGUUAAGUUUAAGGCGUAAAUCUAAAGAGCAUAAGGAACAUAAAGAUAGGCAUAAGGAGAAAAAACAUAGAAGUGAGAAGAUAGUGAAGGAGGAGAAGAAAUCUGAGAAGGUGGACGUGGCGGGGCUGGUGGUAAAGCUGCUGAUGCCGUACUACAAGAAGAAGAAGAUCGACAACCGGGACCUGUUCAAGGUCACGGCGCGCCACAUCGUGCACCAGCUGCUGGCCAUACAAGUCACCGAAGAAGCAGCUAUCGACAUGUUACUCAAGAAAGCGUUCAGCAAAGAAAUAAAAAUCGAGAAUGAAAGUGACUUAGCGGUGAAGCUGAACCUUAGCCAAUGACGGUUUCUGUUUUAUUUAUAUAGUAUUUACAUUAUUUAUAUUUAUUGUUGCGGUUGUGUGAUUAUUCCCUACAUAAUAAAAUUAAUUUUAUGGUCAAAAUAUGCAUGAGAUAAGAAAUAUCUUGUUUGUAAAUAAGCUUAAUACAGCUAUUUUAUUGUUAUAACAAAUGGUUUGAUUGAUCAAAUCACGAUUAAAACCAUCGUUUCUGUAAAA